Molecule: messenger RNA, 925 nt
Organism: Cicer arietinum (chickpea)
Lineage: Eukaryota; Viridiplantae; Streptophyta; Magnoliopsida; Fabales; Fabaceae
Source: RefSeq, a predicted model, not a curated record
UAUAUAGGAUCUUUUUUCUCAAUUGAAAUAUUAUCCCCGCAUAUUGGACUUAAUUUUGGAGUUUAUAAAUAGCACACGUUUCCAAUACAUCUUUUUACCAAGAAUAUUGUAUCCUUCAAUAUUUGUUUCGUCAAUUUAUUGACAACAAAUAAAGUUUGAUAACAUAUCUAUAAACAUGGAUAAUAACAAAAAUCAAGCAUGGUCUUCAUCUUCUUCAUCAACUGUGAAAUUCGAUCAACUUUUCGGUCCCAAGGACUCUGCUUCAUCUUCUUCCUUCUUUGGUUCCAUUUUCCCACCACCACCAUCUGUUGAAGGGAGAGGAUCAAGAACUCAAGAAGUGGGAAGCAAAAAUUUUGGAGCACAAGGAACUCCUAGUAAUAAUAAAGGUGAAAACAACCGUGGCAUCUCAAACAAGAAUACUAGUGUCAAUUAUCAGAAUGAGACAGUGGAACCCAGUUACUUCAGCUCUUCAAUCUACUAUGGUGGUCAAGAAAAUUAUUCCCCAAGAAGCAGGACCACUCAACCCCACCAACUUUUUAAGAAAGAUAAGAAUAAUGGUGACCCCAAUGGUAACAAUUCAAACAGCGCUUCAAGAGGAGACUGGUGGGAAGGUUCCCUUUAUUACUAAAGUCAUGGUAUCAUAGUAUUAGAACUUAACAUCCUGCAGGAUGAAGAUCGACUACAUAAGUUGGAGAAUGCUCUAUUUAGUUAUAUGAAAAUACAUAAGUUAAAGUAAUAUAGUUUAGACCGUAUGAGUUAUACCCUUUUAUCUUACUAGUUGGGUCUAUUUUUGUCCCAGAUAUUGGGUAUAUAUAAUUAGCUAAACCGAAAAUGUAGCUUGGGGCCAAGUCUAUUGUGUGCUUUGUAUUGUAGUAGUUUUUAUAUAUAAAAAUAAAAUAAAAUAAAGGUUUUAUAUUAAUGAUUC